Molecule: messenger RNA, 8151 nt
Organism: Anas platyrhynchos (mallard)
Lineage: Eukaryota; Metazoa; Chordata; Aves; Anseriformes; Anatidae
Source: RefSeq, a predicted model, not a curated record
UUUAUCGUGGCAAUAUCGCUUUAAGCAGCCUGAUUUCUGCGGACUGAAAUCGCUGCUCUUCUCGGUUUGACCCGUGGUGUCAGAAGACAGCUUGAAGGUCACGCUGCUGAAAAUCUCAUUCAUAAAUAUCUUACAAAAGGCUAACAGAUGAGUGAUAUAUUCUUGAAUAAAUGGGUAAUUGAUUUUAGAGGGUUUUUCAUUGAGUUGGAAAGGUCAGUAAUUUGCCUAUAAUCUUGCCGUUAUCUAAGAUCUCUAUAUUUUGUGUUCCUGUCUGGAUCAGGCUUUCACUCACCAUUAAUUAAUCUCUCCUGGCCCGUUUAUGACAGAGUGGCAGUACAAAGUGCAACCAAAACAACUCAUGGUGAGGAAAGGAUGUGAAGGCUUUGUUCUUCUGUAAAGCUCCACAUGGAAAUAGCUUUUCCUCUCUGUUUCAAGAGGAAUGGCUCUCUGACCCCAGGCUUUCUGUGGCUGCAAGUUGCAAUUGAACUCAGCUUCAAGUGCAAAGACUGUAGGAGUCCUACAGAACUGACUGUAAUAUUAGUCUGCAGGGGUGGUGAUGUAUAAAUGCCCGUUGCUUUUUAGAAGCCAGCCUUCUUUUGGGGGACCCAAAGAAGGCAUCCAGUCCCACCACCAGCACUGCAGCAGGACCAAGCUCACCUCCACCCUGGCCAAUACUUAACAAAACCAUUUCUAACCUGUUCUCAGGACACUUCCAUGCCACCACCCUCUGGGGCAGUUAAUUUUACAAUUCCUCUUCUACUUCCAUUACUCUACUGAUCUGACACUGAAGUAGAAGCUGCUUUAAAGGAUGGAGCUAAAUUCAACGUGCCAAGGUAUCACAUGCCUCAGCCAUGGAAGGAGGGUAUUUACAGGACAGUUUGGAGCUGGGACCCAGCUUCUGUUACUCCAGUGUAGACUUGCUUUGAAAACAAUCUCACUGCCUCCAGCAGAGUUGUCUGUUCUGCAGGAUACUGCAGGUCUGUCACUGAGCACUCAGGGAAUUCAAUUUGUGACUGUCAGAGCUGGAGUGUAGCAGGGCCAAAGUCUUCCCUUGGCUGCUUUUGCCAGGAUCUGAGAUGUAAUUUGGCCCUAAAUUAACAUUUCUGUCAAAUCAGCGUGGCUAAAAUUGAACAGUUGCACUUAAUUAACUGCUUCUCUGAAAACCCUGGUGCUUUGUACGUUAAUGAUGCCUUCAUUGAGAUUCUUUCUGGAGUAUUUGUGAGAACAUUAACAGUGUCAGCUUGGCUGCUGGGUAUGGGGUAAAGUAAUAACAAAUGCAGAGCAAAUAAGGAACAAGGUGAGAAUAAACAUCCCUGCAGAUAGAUCCUCAGCAGUUGGUUGGUUGAUUACAUAUCCAUCAGAACAAAGUUUUGGUCCAGACAUUCGUGGCAGUGCAUAAUAAAGGCAUGCUUAAAUAAUGGAUACAUUUCCCAAGCUGCUAAGAGUUCAGCUGUUAAAUUUGAGGACACAUGCUUACAUGCCCAGAGGAAUUUCUGCACACAGAUGUGGAGCUGGUUUGUGAAUGUGUGCAAAGUGCUAGAGCUGAUGGGCUGGUGGCGAGGCGUGUUCCCAGAGUAUUUCCCAUUCCAGAUGCAUUGGGAAUGCAAAUCCCAGGGAGGAUCUGGCAAAUAACUGCUGGUAAAUGUUGACUUUAUCAUGGGGACCAGUCGACUUGGUCUGUGCUGUGCUAUGGCUUCACAAGCCAAACUCUAUCUGCUUAGAUAUGGGAAUGGAAAUCUCUUCAGGAUGACUGCUCGGUUUUCUGAUCACUUAAAGAAUUGAAAAGCAUCAUUUGUAGUUUUUAAAUUCAGAGUUAUAGAAAGAUUUAGCUUGGAAAGGAUCUGUGGAGGUCACGUAACCCAGCCUCCUGCCCACAGCAGGGUUAUUUUCCAACUAGACCAAUUUGCAGUAACUACUUGUGUUGUGGUUUUGAUACUGUUCCUGCUACUGUUUAUUAUUAUUAUUAUUAUUAUUAUUAUUAUUAUUAUUAUUAUUAUUAUUAUUAUUAUACAAAGAUGUCUUGUUGCUUCAUUUGGUGGUUUUAUUUCUGGGGAACAAGUAGCCAAUUCCUGCCAGUGAAGCCUGUCCUGUAACGAUUCCAGGCCUGCCUCAGAGUCCGGAGGAAAUUUGUGUUCGUGUUUCUGGAGGAUGUAGUUACUCACUGUGAGCUUUAAAGACAUAUGACAUCUUGUCCAGCAGAUAUUCCCAGUGGAUCUGAACAAACAAUGUCGAGGUUUCUUGGCAGAGUCCAGUGAUCGUGCUAGCGACUUGCAGAGUGCUGCCCCAGGCUGGUAAAGCUGUAUAGGGCCGUUGUUCCUUUUUAUGUCUCAACAAAUAAAUCCCGCUUGGAAGGAUGGAAGUCUCAGUCUUCAGCUUUACACUGGCUCCCUGAAAGGGCUAUAAUCUUCAGACUGUAAGUUGUGUGCUUCUUCCCUCUCAUACGUUACCUUAGAGAUUAAAUUGUGUGGUCUCAAAAACUAACUCACAGUUAUUACCUCCCUGCUGCAUUUCUGUGAAGUAUCUUAGUUGUCUUCAGGUGGAAGACACAGCUCUUUGUCUCUCCCCAGUGUUGUAGAUAACAGGUUAUGUCCCGCAUAAUGCAGACCUUGAAAUGUGGGAGUCCUUGCAGCAGCCAUGAACAAAAAGUCCUGAAGCUCAGCAGUGGGAAUUUUCACCCUGCCGGCAUUUCCCACAGCAGAAAGCACUUCAUGGGCUUGGCGUAGGGCCCUGACAGAGUUAUGGCUUGGGUUAGGUGGAAGAUAUUUUCAAUGUCAAGAAAUUUUGCCUCCCUGCACCCUGUCUUGGUUUCUCAAGGACAAGCUCUGUAAUGUACCAUGGCUUUCUGCCAGAGCAUAGCCUGCUGUAACACCAGGGGCUGUGCAGCCUUAAAGGAAGAGCGUUCUUGGUGUGGGUUUGAGGAAAGAUGAACAUGUUGGGAAGAGCUGGUUUUGUAGGAGAAAGGACAACAAAAUGUGAGCUUCACUUAAACUGAAGAGAGCCCACCCAAAGUGGCUGAUUUUUGCUGUCUUCUGCCAUCUGCAAGUUUGUCACCUCCAAAUGUCUCCAUCGAUGUUGCAGCAGUGCUCGUCCCAGCUUCCUCUUCUUCUUCUGAAACAGCACUCAGAUCUAGAUCUUCACUGCAAAGGUCUUUCCAGAGGAGACGUGAGGAUCUGUGUUUCCUGAAGCUACCCCGAAAUGGGUCAAUGGUAGGGAGGAAGACCAGCAGCACAAAACCAGGGCUUCCCUUGGGCUAUUCCUGUUGGGAGACAGCGUUCCUGUGCUUCUGGAGCCAGACACUGCUUAUGUGAGAGGGUCACACAAAGCUGGGCUCUUCCUUUAUGUUUAGACAAGGCACAAAAUGAGAACUCGGUCAUUCCUGGAAAAACAUCAACGUUUGUUAAACCACCACAGCUGUGGUGUCCAUCCCCUGAGAUGGAGCUAGACGACAUUUUAGUGCACAGAUGCCAGCACUGGGACAGAAGCACUGAAUGACAUGGGAACAACUCGUGCUGACAAAAGGUCUUGCAGUGCUUCUCGCUGCCCUAAUGUCACUGGUGGCCCUGCCAAGUAUUACUCUGGAUGCUGUAAUUACAUUUCCCAUAUUCAUGUUACCCCAGGUAGCGUCUGUUAGCUCUGUGUUAUUUUUUUCUGUAAGCUGUUUUAAAACCAGCUGCUGCAUUACACUCCAGAGGCUGCCGUGCGUCAGGGGUGAAUAAAUCUAUUCUUCUGCAGGCUCUGGCAUCAGAAUAAGGACGAGGUGGUGCAGGCUGUUCGGUGGGUGCCAGAGGCAACGCUACACGUCUGCCUGAGGUGCUGUAAUUCCUGAGAGCAUGGCACGCUGCCCAGAGCUGAUGGCUGAGGGCUACCUGCAAAUAAAAGGAGCUAUUUGUGUUAGAGGGCAGGUUUUAAAUAGACUUCUUGUGCAUUUGGAAAUAGUUUGUGUCAUAGUUUCAGGGUCAGCCGCCCUUGGAUCUGUCUCUGCCUUUAAGUCAACAGCCUGCAGAUAUCUGUAUCGAGGAGGGAUCCGCGGAGCCCUCUCCCCUGAGCGCAGGGUUUUAAUCACUGUCAUGUCCUGAUGACUUCUGCAAGUUUAAUUUUAGUUGCAUGCCAAAGAGGCUGAGUUAACCACUGAGCAGCCAGCCUUCACAAAGCCCAAGGCAAUCUCCUGUAGACGUGGAUGGGGAAAUAAAGUAUUCGUCCCAUCUCCUCACUCGCUGAGCAUUAUUCAUCAGGCACUCGGAGCUCUCCUGGGCACUGAGAUGAGGAACCACUGGCCUCUGUUUUGUCUGGUCAUUGCAUUCUCCUGUGUGUGAUGAAGGCUCCUCGAUGUGCUUGAACAGUUCAUUGCCUGGGGCGUGUGAAGCUUUUCCAGAUUUCUUUUCCUAGUUGUGAAUCUGUGCUCAUCCCUCCCACGGCUUCUGAGAACUCAGAGAUAAGCGACGUGUUUGGCAGUGCCACAGCUGUCUCUGCCAGAUAGCUGACCAGCCCAGAGAGCCCGACCCAGAAUAACACAAAAUUUGCUAUUGUACUGAAGGCUUCCUCCUUCCAAGGAUUCACAGACAGGGAGCUUUGGACCCCAUCCUCCUGGCUCUGCUUGGAGUUUGUCUGGGUACAGAAAUCCUGGAGAUCUACAGGACAAGAAAACCCAACCCGUUCUGGCAUCUCCCCCCUCCACCACCCCUUUUUGACUUUUUGAUGCCUCCUGCCCCCAGACGAGCAGGAGUGCUGGGCAUAUUCCCAGCAUCUCGUGCAUAACUCUGGCCCAGCUGGCCUCCAGCUACAGCUGCCGGUCCCUUUUAUCUGCCCGCUGUCAGUGCCUCACCUUGCCAGGCACGGGGAUUACAGGGAUAUAAUUUCCCGUGGCACAUUUUUAGAAGAGCUUUUCCUGCUGCCUUGCAGAUUGUGCCACGGUGACGUGCUCGGAUGAUUUUGCUGUUGCCUUUGGGAUGGUGAAUUGUGCCCUGCAUUAUUGCAAGCAGCCCAAGCACCUUUCUCUCUUUUAAUACAGCACAAGCUUGUUCCCUCUAAGACAAAUCCUGACAGCGUCUGAGACAGGUUGCAUUUACAACCAUGUAACAAUCCGAUCGUGCUUCUAAAUCGAUGCAGAAUUCCCACUGGUUUGGACAUCAGGCUCCAUACAGGUCUACAGCUCACAAUUCAGAUCUGUUCUUGACAAGGCAGUGAACACCAGCCCUGGUGUCAUGUAAUGCAGCGAUGGUGCAGCCAGGUCAGAGGCCGUCUGUCUGAGCCCAGAAUCAUCUCUGCAUUUCCCUAAGUCUCAUGGGGAGAAAAACAUCUUUUAAACAUCGACUGCUACAUCUGCAAGCCAACAAACACUCCAGUCUCUGCUACCAGUGAGUCCUUUCUCAGACAAGGAGUUUCAUCCCAUUUAACUCCUUGUGGAAAUCGGUGGUACAACAGCCUACGUUCAAACUUAGGCAUUAAUCUGUUUGCUGCACUUAAUUUGCUUUGCGUGUCAGGUAAAUGAUACACGCCACCGGCUGUUCUUUUUCCGUGUAAAACAUUUCUGUUCAGACCUAUAGGAAAAGGGCUGACUUCAGAGAACAGAUAGGUCAGAUGGAAUGAAGGAGAUAAUUAGCAGAUCUACCUGCAUGAGCAUUAGCUUGUUGCCCACACCAGCACAGAGUUUGAGAAAGGAACUUAUUAUUACCAAAAAUGAAUACUUUGUACCCCAGGUCAUUUUAAUGGCAGCAGGGAAUGAGUAGUUAUUAAGUAAGACAUAGCUCAUCUUAUGUAUUAUGUAGAUGUUAUUGUUCAGCUUUCCUGAAAAUGAGAUGGUUUCUAUUCGUAAUAGAAAAAAAAAAAAAAGAAAAGAAAGAAAUAUUUUUAACAGUUCAACUCCCCAAAUUUAGGAAAAGUGGUUUAGGACACCUGAAAACAACUCUGCCUGUAAAAGCAAGAUCAAAACUGGAUAAUGGUUAUCCUCCCAUCUCAAAACCAAACAAAAACAAACCACCACCACCACCAAAACCCUCAGGUGCUUUUGGCUCUAUUUUGCAAUGCAUUCUUUGAAGUUGCUCGUUAGUUCCACGUAGUUGAUGUUUUAGGAAUUUUCCAACCACAGCUGUUUUUGGCUGCGAACGCUUUGGGGCCCCGAGGCCACGUGGGAUUUCGACGAGUCCCUUAAUGUCGCCCCGUAAUGAUGUGGUUUGAUGGUACCUUGGUUUACUCCCCUGGCAUUUUGGUUUUGUGAUGCGUUCCUGUGUGGGACAGCUCCUGUUUUAUGCAGACAAGCCAGCGAGCCUGCACUGAAGUCAGGAACUGAAUUGUACUAUGGUAUCCUGAGGAGUCCCUUUAACCAAGUACACAGGUGGUGGAUUUGCUAAAAAUUGGCUUUUGCAGUUGGGAAAGGUAGAGGUGGGCAGCCUUCUGAGCUGACUUCUGUUUCUUGAAAUCCUAAGAAGCAAACAACUUGCUCAGGUCAGUGUGUGACACACAGCUCUAAUGGAGCUAGAGGGUGUUUUGCAAUCUAAUCCACAAAGAGAAGUCUUUAAGUGCUUCCCUUCCCCUUUCCUUUCUUUUCCUGGACUCAGCCCCACUUCUGGUGGAUGCCUGUCCCCCUGCGGCGAUGUGGCCAGCAGGGUUUCCGAGUAUCCCAGGUGAUUCUCCAAGCUUAUUUGGCCGUACACUAGAACAUAUUUCAAUAAAAAUAAAAGCAGGUUUCAGAGUAAAGCAAGAGAAAAAUUGUCAAGCUGAAAGAAAAAAAAAAAAAAAGCAGUUAUAAUCAUCGUGUUCACGGCCUUGGAGGCAGAAGCUGAGAACUGUCAGUGUUUUAUAGAUAACCUUCAUUUAUGUGAGCGAGGCCCUGGGAUCGUGGUUGCACACGGUGUGAUUAUUCCAGGUAAGUUACUUCUUUGCUAUUUGGGAAACUGCUGUUUGAGAAAAAUGCAGGUUAUUUGCUCCAUGUGAAUUAACCGAUACUUUCGUAGGGGUGCGCAGAGUAGUUAAGAAAAGCACUUAAUCGAGUGUGAUAAAAGUCUAAUGAAUGUCUGCUGUGCCGGAGUGAAUGCUAAGCACAAUUCUAGCUGAGCUUUAAACUCUUCUCUUUCCUCAGGGAAUGCAGUCGGAUUUUUGGUGAAGACGGUUUGACGCUGAAACUCUUUCUUAAAAGGACUGCUCCCUUUUCUAUUCUGUGGACUUUGACUAACUACUUGUAUUUACUGGCUUUAAAGAAGCUGACAGCCACAGACGUCUCUGCCCUGUUCUGUUGUAACAAAGCUUUUGUCUUCUUGCUUUCUUGGAUCGUGCUGAAAGACAGGUUCAUGGGAGCAAGGAUAGUGGCAGCAAUAAUGGCAAUCACAGGAAUCGUAAUGAUGGCAUAUGCAGAUGGUUUCCAGGGCGAUUCAAUUAUCGGGGUAGCAUAUGCUGUUGGAUCAGCCUCUACGUCUGCAUUAUAUAAGGUUUUGUUCAAGAUGUUCCUUGGCAGUGCAAACUUCGGGGAGGCCGCUCAUUUUGUCUCCACCUUGGGCUUCUUCAAUUUAAUUUUCAUCUCGGUCACCCCCAUCAUACUGUACUUUACCAAAGUGGAGUACUGGUCGCCGUUCUCUGCCGUGCCCUGGGGUUACCUGUGCGGAGUGGCUGGCCUCUGGUUAGCAUUCAACAUUCUGGUUAAUGUUGGCGUCGUGCUUACGUACCCCAUCCUGAUCUCUAUCGGCACGGUGCUCAGCGUCCCUGGCAAUGCAGCCGUGGAUCUCCUGAAGCACAAAAUGAUCUUCAGCGUGGUGAGGCUGGGAGCCACCAUCAUCAUUUGCAUCGGGUUUCUGCUGAUGCUGCUCCCCGAGGAGUGGGAUGAGAUCACCCUGAGGUUCAUCAACAGCUUAAAGGAGAAGAAGAGCGAGGAUCACGCCGACGACAUCACAGACUCCAGCGUACACACGAGAAGCAGAAGUAGAGCUAACGGGACAGUGUCUAUACCACUAGCUUAGGGCUGGCGGACUUGAACUGCACGCGGAUGUAUAUUCUGUGAAUAUAGCUUAAAUUUCCUCACUCCUUGUAUGCUUAACGAUGACAUUUACUCUGAUCUGGGGAUGUAAGAUAAGAGAAAUACAUCUAUAAUAAAUGUUUACAUUUAUACACUUACCAAGGAAAGGGUGUAAAUAACCACAAUAAAACGUUUUCUAAUAAAAACCA